Sabethes cyaneus is the source of this 1437-nucleotide messenger RNA. RefSeq lists its product as uncharacterized. Bases 110 to 1186 code for a protein of 358 amino acids. The record is from RefSeq and is a predicted model, not a curated record. Lineage: Eukaryota; Metazoa; Arthropoda; Insecta; Diptera; Culicidae. The transcript is spliced from 6 exons. Gene Ontology annotation, molecular function: serine hydrolase activity.
UGUUCCACAAGCAUAGUCCAAUCGCAAAGCUUUUGGUUUUGCUUCUCAUACCAGACCAGACGCUUUAUACAUAUAGAUGCUGAGUGCUGAGUGAAUUCUUCUUUGUGAGAUGUUUCAUUUGUCCCAUCGAUUAUUCGUACGGGGCUUGAACUUAAACACCAACUCGACCGGAAGAAAUCAGUGUAUCAGACUGCCGUUUUGCCUUGCCAAUCAAUUUUGUGGAACAGUUCAAUUAAGUGCAUACAGUCGGCUGCCGGGACCACUGAGCAAUCGAACUGUGGUCGACAUUAGGAAACAACGUAGUCUGUCCGCCGCUAUGAUCUCUAGAGGCAGCAGCUCGAAAAUUACUCCGGCAAACAUUCGUGUUUAUAGUUUGACCAAAAAUUUAAAUUUUUACAGCACAUCCAGGAACAAUUGGAAUAAAAAUUGUGAUACUUUGAGAUUAACUGAUCCGAUCGACAAACCACUUGUAUUAAUAUUCGCUUGGUUACAAGCCAGCGACAAGCAUCUUAAGAAAUUUGCUGAGUUCUACAUUGAGCAGGGAUUCGAGGUUUUGGUAGCGCAUAUCUCUCCCUGGCAGUUGAUUUGGCCUGUUCAUGGAACUCAAGCAGUAGCAAAUGAUGUAAUCAAUUUCCUGAAACAUAAUGAUUUAACAAAAGGAGUAGUUAUACAUGGCUUUUCCGUUGGUGGGUAUCUUUGGGGCGAAUGUCUAGUCAAAUUAAACCAAAAUGAAUCGGGCAAGCUAGCACUGAAUAAGAUCAAAGGACAAAUUUGGGAUAGCGCAGCGGACAUCACUGAGAUUCCGGUUGGAGUUCCACAUGCAGUACUACCGAAAAACCCGAUACUACAAAACACUCUUCGUAGCUACCUAACGUAUCACUUGAAGCUGUUCCACGAGGAGGCCACUCAAUAUUAUGAAAAAAGUGCCUAUCAUUUUUUUAAUGAACCAGCUCGAAGUCCUGCACUGUUGUUAAUAUCGAAAACCGAUCCGGUAGGAACGGAGAGUGCCAACCGGAAGUUAAUGUCCAUAUGGGAAUCGAUAGACAUAAAGACAACUCUUAAAUGUUGGGAUCGUUCACCGCACGUGGGACACUUUCAUAAGCACCGUGAUGAAUACAUCGAUUUACUUCUGACCCAUCUAGGCACGCUUAAUAUCGUUGGCUAUGUACAGAAGGCAAAAUUGUAAUCGAAAAGUACUGUACCUUGACAUGUGAUGAAAUUAAGUACCAAAAAAUCUCUAUAUCUAAUUGACAUAAUUAUGACAAGCGUGAUUUUUUCCCGGAACUAUGGAGCAACAAAAGCCAUUACUGAUAUAUGAAAUAAUCACUAUGUAAUAUGGUACGAUAAUUAUUUGUACGCUGGUAGAGAGCAACCACCGUAUAGAAAAAGGUUUCACAAAUAAGUGAAUGAGAUUUUAAAUGAAAUAAAAAAUUGCUA